AUGGCUACUCCAACCACCUAUACAGCAUGGACUGUUCCCGCAACAGCAACCAAGCUCUCAGACCUAACAAAGCAAGUAAAGAACAUCCCGAUUCCAGGACCCCAACAAGUACUCCUCAAAAUGACAGCAGCCUCACUCAACUACCGCGACGUCCUUAUCUCCACCCGCUCACCCCAAUACCCUGGAAACCACAAACCCAACCUCGUUCCUGGUUCUGACGGAGCCGGAGUCAUCUACUCCACUGGUGCAGACUCUAAUUGGAAGGACAAGAAAGGUCUUGCAGUGGUCUUCAACCAAAACGGGUGGCUACACGGAGACUUCCGCAACCUGGAUUUCACCACGAUACUAGGCGGCACGAGUCAGGACGGAACAUUGCAGGAAUAUCUCGUCCUACCUGAUGAUUGGAUUGUAGAACAGCCGCCAAGUCUGAGUGCGGUCGAGGCGGCUUGUUUGAUUACGGCGGGGUCGACGGCUUGGUGGGCCAUUCGUGGGGGGUUGGACGGGAGACUGGAUGGGAGUGUUGGGGAUUGGCAGGGGAGCUGGAUGGAUAGAAGGUUAGAUGGGAAGUGGGUGCUUACUUUAGGGACAGGUGGGGUUAGUUGUUUUGCGAUACAGAUUGCUUCUGCCCUCGGUGCAACGGUCAUUGCAACUUCUUCCUCCGACAGCAAACUGGAAAUUGCGAAAACUCUCGGCGCAGCGCAUCUCAUCAACUAUGUCAAGACGCCGAACUGGGACGAGGAAGUCUCUCGGAUCACUGGAGGAAAUGGCGUUGAUCACGUCAUCGAAACCGGUGGGGCAGGCACGCUGAUGAAGUCCAUCAACAGCACUCGCGCCGGAGGUCUUAUUAGCAUGCCGGGCGUGUUGACACCCAACGCGCCCAUUGAUGCAGCUUUCAUCCCGAGUAUACUGUUCAGUGCCAAGACUGGUAAGUCCCUAGGGCUUCUUUUCCUUCUCAUUGUAUUCCGUUCCAUGUAUAUUGACCGCGAAAACACAGUGAAAGGAUGUUGUGCCUUCCCACUUACCGCGGUAGUCGAGUUAGCACAAUUCGUCGAGGCGCAUGGUAUCAAACCGGUAGUCGCGCACGAGUUUACUUUCGACCAGACGAUCGAGGCAUUUGACACAAUGGCGAGACAGAGUGCGGUGGGAAAGAUAGCUCUGAGGAUUUGCGAGAGUGCAUGA
Alternaria atra is the source of this 1179-nucleotide messenger RNA. RefSeq lists its product as uncharacterized. The transcript is spliced from 2 exons. NCBI's taxonomy places the organism in Eukaryota, Fungi, Ascomycota, Dothideomycetes, Pleosporales, Pleosporaceae. Bases 1 to 1179 code for a protein of 392 amino acids. Gene Ontology annotation, molecular function: oxidoreductase activity. The record is from RefSeq and is a predicted model, not a curated record.